Molecule: messenger RNA, 1083 nt
Organism: Penicillium brevicompactum
Lineage: Eukaryota; Fungi; Ascomycota; Eurotiomycetes; Eurotiales; Aspergillaceae
Product: deoxyhypusine synthase
Exons: 3
Coding region: 1-1083 (360 amino acids)
Biological process (GO): peptidyl-hypusine biosynthetic process
Cellular component (GO): cytoplasm
Molecular function (GO): deoxyhypusine synthase activity
Source: RefSeq, a predicted model, not a curated record
AUGAGUCACUCCGCUGUUCCGUCCGCCGUGGCCGACUCCGUGCUCCAAAGCUCACAACCAGUCCCAGAAGGAUCGCACGUUGUGAGCGGCGUGGAUUUUGAUAAGUUCCAGGGCCGGGAUAUCACAGUGGCCGAAAUGGUGGACAAUUUGGCUCACACUGGUUUUCAGGGCACUGCGGUCGCCGAGGCGGCCAGCAUUAUCAAUGAAAUGCGCGCGUUCCGUGAUCCGGAAACCGGAAAUAAAACGACCAUCUUCCUCGGCUUCACCUCGAAUCUCAUUUCCUCCGGCCUCCGGGACACCCUCCGCUACCUAGUCAAACACAACCAUGUCUCGGCCAUCGUAACUACUGCCGGUGGAGUGGAGGAAGAUUUAAUCAAGUGCUUAGCUCCCACAUACCUUGGCUCCUUCUCAACCCCGGGGGCAGGUCUCCGCAGCAAGGGUCUCAACCGCAUUGGUAACCUCAUCGUGCCCAACAACAAUUACUGCUCGUUUGAGGAUUGGGUCGUUCCCAUUUUGGACAAGAUGUUGGAGGAGCAAGAGGCGGCCAAACAAAAGGCCCGGGAGACCGGGGAUGAGGAGGAUGAGCUGCACUGGACACCCAGCCGCAUCACCGAGCGCCUGGGCCGUGAGAUCAACCACGAGGAUUCAGUCCUGUACUGGGCGGCCAAGAAUGGAAUCCCCGUAUUCUGUCCGGCCCUGACCGAUGGUUCCCUGGGUGACAUGCUCUACUUCCAUACUUUCAAGUCUUCCCCGCAGCGGCUUCGGGUCGAUAUCGUCGACGAUGUGCGACGUAUCAACACCAUGGCGGUGCGAGCUACCCGGGCGGGUAUGAUCAUCUUGGGCGGCGGCGUGGUCAAGCACCAUAUUGCGAACGCAUGUCUCAUGCGAAAUGGGGCCGAGCACGCCGUGUAUAUCAACACCGCGCAGGAAUUUGAUGGCAGCGAUGCCGGCGCUCGACCAGACGAAGCGGUGAGCUGGGGAAAAAUCAAGGCGGACGCCAAAUCAGUCAAAGUCUACGCAGAAGCCACCGCUGUAUUCCCAAUGAUCGUUGCAGCUUCGUUCGCUCGACAAUCGCAGAACUGA